UACAGACCAACUGUUGGUGCCCACAGUCAUCCCUUACCAGCUAUAACAGAUGCUUCAGAAAAGGGAGUGCGUAGGAAUAACAGUCCGGCACAUGAGGGCGGCCGUCUAAGACAUCUUGAAGGACGACUGAAUGUGACUGAUCAGUCAAAUAAGGCAUUAUUAGAGGAACUUGUUCGUUUACAAGGAGAACUGAAAGGAAGUAUACGGCGUAAUGAAGACACUUUGAGGGAGGAAAGGGAAGAGAGGCUUGUUCUGUCAGAAAAAAUUAGAUCAGCGAAUAAUUUGUACACUCAAAUGAUGAUGAGGGUUGCACGUGCCGAAGAAAAACUUGAAUCAGAGCACAACACAGUAGGGACUCUGGUUAAUCACACCAAGCAGAUGGAACAAGCUUUAUUAGGAAAUCAACAGCAGUUACUGAGUCGACGAGAACAGCUUCAUGUUCAUGUGGAACGAGUCAAAGAUGACAUGGAAGACAUGAGAGAAAGCCAAGAACAAUUGCAGAAAAAUAUGAGAGCUCUAAUUGAUGACGUGAGAACAAUGAAGAGCAAACAUGAAGUGCAGACAGUACAGUUUGGUACUCUAGUACAAGAAAUAAGGCAAAGGAUGAAAAAAAUUGAGGGAGACACAAACAGUGCAGUAAGUGCUUUCAUUUGAUACAAUUUUAUAGAGUGGACAAGGGGUGACAUUAUCUCACUCAGCCCUCCCCCUCUCUUUCCUCCCACUUUCCUUCCCCCCCUUCACAAAUACCAUUUAAUUGAGAAACACUAUAGGUCAAUGAUUAACCAAUUUCGACUCUUUUCAAAUCACUUUCCUUUCCUUUCCUGUCUCCUCCACCCCUCCUGGUCCUGUCUCCUGCCCCUCUUAACCCCUUCGCAAUUACAUAAUUAUAUGUCAAUGCACGCACUUUUGUUAAACCUUGUAAGAUGAGCAUCUUACAAAAGAGCUUUGAUUUAUUGUCUCUACAUGAGGUCUUAAUAUUUUCUUUUUUGUACAAUAUAUACGCACAGUCACAAAUUUUUUAGUUAUUACUGCAAAUAUUAUUUCUAGUAAUGCCUUAAAUUCUUAUUGGAAAGUUCUCCUGGGUAAUUCAAUCUUUGAUCUGUGAAGGCAACAUAUCAGAUCAAGAAAAUUUUUCAAAAUUAGUUAUCAUUCAGUCAGUACUGGUGAUCGACUACCUUUCCUUCCAUUUAUUUAAUAACCAUUUCACUCUCAAGAUCAAAAUUCCAAUUCUCUGCACUUUCCUUCAUCCAUUUUUGAUGAAUUUUCAUUUGAGAUUUUGGUGCUUAAUCAAACAAUAUCCUUCGAUGUAUAUCUUUUUUUCUUCUCAUCACCCCUCUGCUCAAAAAUGUAUUAAUACUUUAAGCCAUUAGGAUAAAAUCUUCUUUGGUCAUUCUUGAGAGGAAAAGGGGUAAAGUAAAAGCUAAAGCAAUUUUGUGGCCCUUAAACCUCAUGUUACAUUACUUUAAUUCAUAAACUAUAAUAGUGGUAGUCUAGUAAAAAAUGCAGUUGAUAAGAUUGUCACUGUACUGCUUGGAACAUAAAUGAAUGUAGAUCAGAAUGCCUGCUUUUUUCCUUAUUGUGUUUGGUGUCUCAAAGUUUCUUCCUUCAACAGAUGUCUUCUUUGAAGAAACAACAUGAUGAUCAGAACACUAAAGAAGCCAAUUCACUUCAGUUCAAGAGUAUUGUGGAAGCAAGGUAUUGUAAAUCUUGAUCAGAUUUUCACUUUGAUGUCUACAAAUUUUGUAUGUUAAAUUAUUAUAAUGUGCAUGUGGUUUAUAGUCAUGUUUCAGAUUAAAUUUUUGUUGAAGUUAUUAAUGGUACAUUAAAUAAUAACUUGAAUAGUGAACAGCUAUUUUUACUAUAGCAGUGGUGACUCAAAUGAAUCAUUUCCAUUCUGUGGUAUAGAUUAGCUGACAUAAAAGAGAUAACCAGUGAAUUGAGGAGACGCAUUGAAGCUGAGGAAGGGGAGAGAAGGGCAGCUAGUCAGCAGAACCAGCUCAGGUAGGGAUCACAAGUUUCUUGACUGACAAAUUUGUAAAACUGUUUUUGAUAAAGAACUAUGUGACAUAUGAUUAUAUGGCUUUCAUUUUAUUUCCUCUUGGCACAAAAUGGCUGAGGAAUCGAGCAGUGUACAUCUAUCCAAGAUCAGUUUUAAUUGUUUCAGUUUCAAAUAAUGCUAUAAAUUAUGUUUUUAUUUUAAAUUUCAGUAUAGAGCAGUUGAGAGCUGUUGUGCAGGAAAGUCAUCAUCAAAGAGAACAAGAGUUAUAUGCACAGUCCAUGAAUUCCAAGGAGAAGGAGGACCUUCUUGAGAAUGAAAGAAGUAUGAUUGCCAGUAAACUUGCAGAACUUUCAGAUGAGCAGAGCAAAAAGAUGUUACAGAAAGAAAUAAGACUAAGAGAAGAUGCUCAGUCAAAGUUUACUUUGUUAGAAAAGGUGAGCGGUGUAAGAGUUUACAUUGUUUAAAACACUUUACUUUCGAUUCAAGUGACCAAGAGAGAAUUUCUCCUCACAAAAUAAAUACCAUAUCAGGUAGACAAUUGAUUAAAGUUAUGGGAGUAAAGGAAAAUAUAAAUUAUGGGAUUAUGACUUGAUCCAAAUCUAAAUUCUGCAGAUUAACUUCUGAAGAAUUGUCUGGCAAAUAGUAAGGAGAAUUAAUAAGGAGAUCUUGAGAGUGAAAAGGUUUACUAUUUUAACUAAAAAUCUCAUCAUAAGGCUUCCAAAGAGUUUGUAUUAGACAUCAUUACUAACAGUUAUCUACGUCACACUUCUGUCCAAAAAUGCAUGUAGUAACAAAAAUGGCAGAUUUGAAAAUUUUUCAUCAAACCAAGUGAAAUUUAAGGAUUUGACAGUUUUGGCAAAUUUUUUACUCAAAUUCGUCAAUGUGCAAUCAGCUUGGCAGAAUUGAUGAUUUUGACAAAUUUUUCCAUUUUAUUAGUUCUGGAUGUAUCUCCAAACUCUUAAAUCAUCAAACUGAAAUCUCUUACUUUGCAUUUUCAAGAAAUUACGCGAGGAACAAGCUGCCAGGCUUGUGUUUGAGAAGGCACAGCGAGAGGAGAUGGAGAGACGUUGGCAGUCACUCAAAGCUUACAUCGACGAAGAAGCACAAUUGUCUAGACAGGCUCAGCAGGUAACUGCUUCCUCAUUUAAAGUUCUUAACGUUGGUACAGUUUUUAGCUCUCACACCAAAUCAAAACUUUUCACUCUGCUUUAUAGAAACAUAUUAAGUGAAAGAGAAGGGGAAAGUAAUGAAGAAGUCUUGUUCAAGUUAAACAUGAACAUUUUAAGUGUGAAAGGAAACAAGGAAGAUGUAUUGAUUUAAUUUAACUUUUUAUGAUAGAUAUGUUAAUAUUACAAUUAUAAAAUGUUAUGGAUAUCAGACAGUUGCUUGUAAUUAUUCCCUUAACAAAGGUUAACAAAACAUAGCUUUCUAUUUACUUUUUGUAAUCUUACAAUAAGAGCAAGACACUAUUUGUGUAUGGGAUUUAUAUUUUAAAGUAACCCAAUGUUUUCUACUCAGGUUGCACAGGCAAGGACUGACCAGAGUCUUGUGCGACUUAAUGAGUCUAUAACAUUACUUGAAAGACAAAUGGAAGAAGGAAGGAAGGCAAUAGAACAAGUGUUACAUGCUGAAAUCACAUCAAGGUCACUAUGCAUUGAAUAAUCAGUAAUGUGUUUUUUUUUUCACAUAUUAUCCUUCAGGGAUGGGAUAAUUAAAUGUCUUUGAAGGGGAGGGGAGGAAUGUUGGGCACUUAAAUUAUUGAAGAAAAUCCUGUAAAACAAAAUGGUAGAAAUACAAUGAUGCAUAGUGAGUAACUGCAUAAAAUCCUUUAGCUGGCUAAUUUUAUUUAUAACUAUAAUUGUAAUUUUUGGUCCUUACCUAUCAUUAGUUACCAUAUUGACACCUUUUUGAUGAGAAUUCUGCCAGCAAAUUUACUUUGCUUUAGCAUAAUAUAGAUACUUGAUUGCAAAGUGGUUUUAAAGAUAAAAUGAUGUUAAGCUCAAGUCUGAUUUGUAUUAUUUUAUUUUCCUGUUCAGGGUUUUAGUACUGUGCUGGGUACAAAGAAAAAGAUGAAAACCAACUAGUUAAAAUUGAUUUUGACUUGAAAUUUAUUUUUUUAACCACAGAACUUUCAUAUUGAUAAAUUUGUUUAAUCUUUCAUUUGACACAGCACUUAUCUUAGUUGGUUUGGCUAUCAAGUAUAUUAAAUUUUCUUUUCCAUAGUUAAGUAUUAGUAAUAAUCUGUUGGUUCAUUUCUGAUUUAUGUUCCUUUUAUUGAUUUACAGGCAAUCACAAAGUGAGAAACUAUCUAUCAGAUGCAAUCAGCUGCAGGACAAACUAAACAUGGCCAUCAGCACUUUACAACAAGCAGUGGGUGGAGUCAACUCACAGGUCUCAGACAGUGUUUCUAAGGUGAUUAUUUAACUCUCCUUAACCCUUUUGCUUCCAAUAUCUCUAAUUUAUAACCAGUAGUAAUUCUCCUUAUGGUCUGCAACACAAUUCUUAUGAUAUUAGUUUGGAGAAUUUGGUAUUGAACCAAUUAAUAAUCACCUAAUUGAUAUUUUUCUUUAUUCUCACCACUUGUGACUGCUUGAUAAUGUAUUGAUAUUGUAAGGAGAAAUUCUCUCUUGGUUGUUCAUAGGAGUUUAAGUGUUUAAAGAUCAGUUUUGUGUUUGCCUCACUAAAUGUACAUGCUAGUGACAAGUCCUUUAUUUUUGGAGCACUUUGAUCUGAUACGUGACUUUCUGUUGUUUUCCAGGCAAAAGAAGAAUUGAUCAGCAUGAUGGACAAGAACAGCAACACAGGGAUCAAGGGAUUAGCAGACAUGGACACAAGACUUGCCAAGUUGAACAAGCGAGUAGGAGAGAUGGAAGAUGUUCUCAGCAAACUGGAAAAGGUGAGAGGAUUUUUUUUCAUUCCCAAACCCAACAAGCUAUUGAAUAUAAUAAUUCUCUUUUAAAAUUAUUAGUAUCAAUAACCCUUAACUGUCGACAGAUGGCAAUGUUGAUGGUUUUGUAAUUAAUUUGAUGUCAACCUCUGUGGAGUGGUAUUGAUAUUAAGUGAUAAAAGUGAUUUUAACUGUUAAGGUGGACAGACAAAAGUCAAUUGGUCUAUAGAUAACUAACUUUUAUAGGUAGAAAGAGAUAUAAACUAAACUUAAAGUUUAUGGAAUGACUGUUUUCUUUAAUAGGAAGUCAAAAUUUAUGAUUAUUAUUGUUAGAUGUUUUAAAAUAUUUUGUUAUUGUGCAUUAAAGAGUUUUUUUAUCCACCAGGCAUAAUUUGUCUUAAAUAUAAGUGUAAAGUUUUUAAAAAUUUUACUCAAUCUUUUGUACCAACUAACUUUGAACUUGUUUGUAUUGAAUGCAUUGUUGUUACAGCGGAUUAAAAAGGUGGAUUCUCAAAAAAAAGAGGUGAACAUAAUCUGUUGUAAGGUUUUACUUGUAACCACAAGAUAAUCAACCUGUUUAAAAAAUACCAAGUUUUGUUAAAUUUUUAAACUCCAAAAUCAAUAUUAAAUACUUAGUGGUGUUUUGAUUGGUUCACUCAUCUCCCAAUAUCACUUCUCAUACUCUCAGUCACCUUACAUGGAAACACAUUACACCAGUUGUUGCAUUGCUGACAAAAGCUCCAAAUAUCCAAAUGUUUAGGAUUCGUGCUUGUUGGAUACAAGACAGGUUUAAUAGCCAGCUCUGUGGUAUGCACCUGGUUGGGUAUUUACCAUCUUAUAUCCAGCCCAUGCUUAGGAAAUAUUUGUCAAUUAUACUAAGAUUAAAACUUAAGUUGACAUGAAUGGAUGAAGUUAAUGUAAUAUAAAAUUCAAUCUAAUUAAAAACAAAACAAAGCAAAACAAAACAAAGUGAUAUAACUGUUGUGUGAUGCAAAGCUAUAAAUUAAGAAAUGUAAACUGAUGUAAGUUGUUAAAUUUCUUAAUGACUAACUUCUAAUAAGUGAUUAAAUCCUAAACACAAUGACCUCUAAAUUUUUAAAAAUUGUGGAACUAUUAUAUCUUAAAGCAAGAAAUGAGUAGAUACCUAUUAGUAAGUAAUUGUCUCUGUAAAUUUAUUUUCUUUGUGCUGCAAUCAAGAACACUGUAGUUGUGAAACCAUUAAACUUUCUAAGAUCUACAGACUGAAAAACUUGGAAGCAUGUUGAUCUAUUUUCUGAAAUUUAUAGGUUGAGUUUACAGAUCUUUUUUCCCUUAGAGACAUAAAACAGUAUGAUAAUUUUUAAGGUCAUCAAGGGUCACAUGGUUCUUUUGUACACUUGUAUUGAGAGUACCAUUGUUGUAAUAAGUUUUAUAUUGCCUUUUAUGAGUGUUCAUGUUAAUAAAUCAAACAAGCUUUGUUGUUUGAUGGUCUUUUAGUAAGCAGCUAUCAUUUGAAAAAAUAAAACUGCAAAAACUGAAAUUUUAUUGUGGACUGGUUUCCUCUAACCUAUAUUUGUCUGACAUUUUUUUUUCUGCUUGUAGCAUGGUAAAUUAGACAAGGAUGAUCGAGACAGAAGCAUAAGUCAGAUGGCCAGUUGGCGCCAGGACACUGAUGAACAGUUUAGAGAAUUACAAAACAAGCUUAGGCCACUUCCUGAUGAGGUAUAAUCAGUAAUUACUAAUAUAAUUAAUAUUAAUUAGCUCCUUUUAGUUUCUGGAAAUAAUUCAGGAAUGUUGACCUACAUGUGCUUAGCUCUUCUUGGUUUCUCUGGCCAGUCAUAUUAUGAAUUGUUAUGCAAUGCUUCUAACUAUUGAAAAACUUUGUAAACGUCAAUGAGGUUUCGCACAGUUCAAGUGAAGAAAUAAACUAUGGAAUAAAAAAAUGAAGUCCACUCUGGAGGAAAUUAAAACAAAAGCACACCUCUCCCAAUUCUCUGCCUUCUGUAACAAAAAACAACCAGGAGCACAUUUCUUGGUUUGAACCUUGAAAGGUUAACAGGUAUACCAUUAUCACUUGAUACAGAUGGAAUCUCCUGGUAUUUUCUAAUUGUGUCGAUAUUGAUGUCUUUGCUUCAAAUAACAAAAAAAUUGUAGCGUAUUGACUCAGUAACGAUAUUCAUUUUGUGAUAUAGAAGUUCUCCUUUGCUCACAAUACAUGACCCAUAUAUUGCUCUUUUAUACUAUUAAUUGACUAGAAUUGGGCAACAUUUUUAUGUUUUUAUGUUUCAGAUUGCUCUCCUCCAAAGACAGAUUGCAGGACUGAAAGCUGAUCUGGAGGCCAAGGAGGAAGAAGAGAGGAGAAAGGCUGCAGAGUAAGAUAUAUUAAAACCUUGUAACUCAGGACAGUCACCCCAACAUCAGUAUACAUUUUCUUCAUACUGUUUUCUGUACGGAGGAGGUGGUGGGGGGUGGUGGUGAGAGGUGGUGGGUAACUUGUGGUGAACCAGGUGUCUCUCAAUGGAAGGACGGUAACCUGUGGUGCAUUAGUAUCGUAUCCAGGCAUAUUCAGUCUCGUCAUCACGAAUUUGGAAGCUAGGAGAGUUCCGGUUAUGUGGACUGCGAGGGAUUCGUUUUUGACUGUUAGAGUGAAAAGGAAAGACCUCAUGAGACCACAGUAAAGAUUAUACCGCAAUAUAGUAUUCAAUGAACGUUCUUGAAUUUUUAUCCUUGUUACACAAAUUUUUUUUUUAGGAGAAGAAAUAGGACUUCUGUUUUAUCCAACACUGUUGUUAUAGUUUAACAGCAGAGUUUUUAAAGUACUCUGUUUUUCCCUUUUUUUUGUCAUGUAAUAUUUUUUUCAUGUUCGUGCCACUCUUUUUCUUUAGGCAACCGCCUACUCCAUUUGUUAGGGAGACGGAACCUGAGCCGGAGCCGGAGCCGGCACCAACGCCGACGCCGUCGCCGCGGGCGGCGGCAGAGGAGCCUGAGGACACCGCAGACUUGCGAAAUAAGGUGCAGAAACUGGAGGAAGAAGUGCAACAGGUGAGGUGCCACUGGGAUAUGUCAUGGGAUAUACGGCUUUCUCUAGUCACACUUAUGUUGGCCUGAGAGCUGGCUUUCAAUAGCGCCGCGAUACAAACCUCAUUGUUAAUGUCAGACCCCUCGCAGGCUCUUGAUAGCGCUGCGAUAUGAGCCUCAAUUAUAAGUGCCAGACCCUUCGCAACCCUCUCGACGGCUUGCUUUACACAAGGCCUCAGACUCUCUCGCAGGCGAGGAGAUGCACGUGCUGUAGCCCUAGUAAUGAGGGCCAGUUCGCUGGAUACACUUCUGUGGGCACAGAGAGAAACUCGCAAAUGAGAUUCUCUUCAUUUCCCUUCUCUUCGCUUAACCACCAGGACUAGUUAUUCUGCCUUCUGAGAGGAGAAUCGGUGUUAUAUUUAGAUAGCACCCUCCAGCUGAUAAGCUUGCGAAUUCUCAUGACCUCUUUGUGAGACAGUGCGUUGAAAUCGCGAGGAGAAAUUAAAUGUUGAUCACUUCGGGGUAACCAGGGUAAUUUCGGAGUUAAAGGAUGAAAAGAUCUUAAAAAGAUCGAAUGAGACUCAGUUCAAGCUUUUUUUCUUUUCUUUCCAGACUUCUACUCAAGUAGCCAAACUGGAAAAUACAGUUGAGACCUUACGUACAGUCUUGACACAAAAAAUACAAUCAGAGGCUCAAACGGUGAGUUCAGUUGUAAACUGGAAUGUUUGGGUGAUUUUGAGAAUGUCUAUGGCUCAUGAGUAUUCCCUGAUAGUAUGACCAUGUAGCCGGUAAACUCCGAGGAUUCUUGAGGUGAGGCCCUGGAAAAGGGUUUUUCUCUUGCAGCGCAAUGGAGGAAUUAGUGUUUUUUCUACGAUGUCCCAAUUAAAAACCGGCGAGCUCCAGUAUCAGUCGGAAAUAACACGAGGACCAUCGAUAGUUUUCACGUUAAUAUGUUGCUAUCACGGAGUGUCGUCUACCCUGUAAAAUGACUUGUUGAGAUUUGCGAGAUGUGUUAGGUUGGGAAUGAGUAAGAGUCAAAGUGGUACAGACUAGCGAGUUUCGUACGCUGUGAGAUCAGGUUUGGAGGCAGAUAUUGAAUCAGAUUUUCACCAUGGACAAAAUGGUUCGCACUGCGAUAGUUAAAAUUGUACAAUGAUGAAAUGUCUUUGGAAACGGAGGCUAGUUACCAGUAAAAAGCGCGGGAAAUUCUACUGCUCAUAUGCUACGCACGGUAGUUCCAGUUAAAAGCUGAUUGGUUGAGGAUAAAACGUCACUUUAAAGUCAAUUGAUUUUGAUUGGUGAUUCGUCAUUUUCGAUUGCCAACGAGAUUUUGUUCGUAGAAAAUGAUUAGACCACUUACAACUAAAUGUCUCCUUUUUCAACUAUGCUGGGUUUAUUUUCUGGUAGAGAACUCAGUUGAAAAUUAGAACUUAGCCUUAAAAUUUAUUAACUUUUUUUAUCAGCUGGUUAAUUAGUCGUAACGUCGCUUUGCAUGACAACAAUUGCAAUAAUAACAUGUUGUCCUCUGUGCAGUUCUUUCUCUUAGCUCUUGAACGGGUAGCUUCCCAGCACGAUAGAGCUGGGAAGAAAGAUUAAGAAAGAUUUAAUUUCUUGUCUGUCAGCGUCUCUGAUGAAGAAGUUACAGUAUUGGUAGUCACGCGUGCCUUUUCAGGGUUCGAAAUAGUUAUUAAUUAGCAGCUUAGCAGCUUUUGAUUUUAUUUGUAGGCGUGGCUGCGUGACAAGAUAAUGUCGCACAAUGUUAGUCAGGAAAACUUCAGUCAAGCAAAAACCUACACUUGUUGUAUAAAAAUUGACCCAGAGUCAAUAACAAUGUUUAAAUGGAUCCAUGCUGUUUUCUAUAAUUUGUUUCAGUUCGCAUCGUUGUUUCACGCGACCAAUACAAUUCCCCAUUACUUUCAACAUGUCUUUAUUCGUAGAAGUUAUUUUCGUCUCUGUGAUAGUGAUCAGAUUUUCCCACUGAAAGUUUGCGUCCUUGCCAACGUGAAAUUCAGUUUCACGUUACUCUCCAAAAUCUCAUAUAUACGCACAGUAAUGUUUGUGUUUUUACUAACUGAGGUUUGAAAUCUGCAGCGAGGUGAUUCUAUCGAGGAACUCAAGGAGCAGUUACAGCAGAUCAAUUCCAGUAUGUCGCCACGUAGUCAAUGCAAAUUUGUGCAUUUUUGUUUUCAGUCCAUCUUCUUUUCAAGUUUUCUCUACAUUGAAACAAAAAAAAUUAAGCUGAUGUUCUUUUAAACGUGAUCAGAAUUUUAAUAACUCGAGAGUUCUGCGUUUAAGGCGAUAAAAUGAAUAAUUCAGCUAAAAUAUAUUGAUUACCAUAAAAUGUGGCAUAAAAGGAAUAGAAACUGUAACGCAAUAGUAUCUACAGUUUAAAAAGAAACAUUUCUGCAUGUUGUUCUUUAAAACGAAGUUUAACGGUCAAGUUUCUAAAUGGUGACUUUUUUUUGGUUUGAUUAGCUAGCCGAAACUUUUUUUGCCAAUUGAGCUUCGUAUUUUUUAUCUCAUUUUAAUCCGAAAAUGACUUAAUGCGACUGAUUCGUCUAAACUUCGGUGUUUUCGUUAUAAUAUCGCUUGACCUUCCUCGGUGCUUAAAACUUAGAAAGAGAUUAAUCAUAAGCAGCACCGACUGAAGCAAUUUCAGGGCCGCAAUUUAGAAGCCUACUUAUAGCCGUACCCUCCCCCUAAGCAGAAACGGAAGGUUUCCUCCAGCGGGGGAGGGUACGGCUACAGGUAGGCUACGGUUUAGUAUAGAUGAUAUUGGGCAUAAAGUAUCAAUUGACGUCCAGUGCAAGACAGGCUGUCAUAAUUUGUAAACUUGUGGAAUUAAUCGGCUGAAAGUUUAUCUUUUAAUUUCAAGCGAGAAAUACUGAUCUUUCCAUCAGUUUCCUAUAAAACUAGAAAGAAUCUUGAAAGUUUUCAGUCAUGUUUGUCUGUAAAAGUAUCGGUAAUGCAAUGAACUUUGGAUCGGUUAAAUAAUAUCUUAAGGAGUUAAUAAAUGUGAAGGAAAAUCGAAACGAACGCAAUUACAUCUUCAAAACAAGUUUAAACAUUGAAGCGAGGCUGAGCGAACCACUUCAAGUGGAGAGUACUUGACAAGCUAUAAAUUUAAAAUAUAUCAGAUAUAUAUUAAGAAUGUGACUUUCAAUCAAUAAAAAUGUUUUAAAACUGUUUUAAGACAUUUUGAACUAAUAAGGUUUUCAACAAGUUUGUCGUUAAAAAAAAACAAGAAUUGAGAACUUUUCAAGGAAGUAAGUAAAUUUCACCUUAAGAUUUUUUCUGAAGCAUAAGUCUCAUCCAAACAGUUCAAUAUUAGAUUUUCUGAAGUGAGAAAAAUUUUUAGUCUUUUACUAAUCGCACAGGAGCGUCAAGAGGUCAGAUGUAAGAUAUACACAUUAACACUAAACCUUUUAUUUCAUUUAUUUGUACUUGCAACAUUGAUAACUAUAACAAUUGUCACGACGGCUUGCCAUUUCCGCAAGUAACCCAGGAUUGUUAAGUGAUCAGUAAAUUUAUAUGAUUAUCAAGUAACAUUGGUAAAUUAAUGUGUUAGUACUGAUGACUUUAUCCAUAUCGUCAUUAUUAACUGUGGUGAUUUAAGUUUCAGGAAAUAAAUUGAUAAUGUUUUAUGAUGUAUUAGUAAUGAAUAGUAAACAGUAAUAGUGAUCCCAAUCACGUCCUGUAGUGAAGGGGUUGAAUGUUACUAAGUUUAUGGAAGAAACCUUAAAUUUGAAGGAUUUUUAAACGCUUCCUUUUUAAACUAGCAUGGACAUUGAACUGCAAUCAUUUUGUUUUAAAAAUUUACAGAGUGAAGUAAAUGUUACCAUUUCUAAGCCUUUUUAAUUCUUAAACGUUUGAAAGUAUUUCAUAACUUUUCUUUCUUUAUCCAUCCAAUUAGCCUUAAUUAUCUAUCCUAAUCCUCUUUCAGUUUUUAUCGAUGAUACUCUGUUCAGGUUAUUUCUUCCAAAAGGAGGAGGGAAAGGAUUAGGAAAACUAGGGAGGAAUUUCUCAUUCAUCAUGUGAGAACGUAACAGAAGGCUUGAAAAGCGUGACUUGACGGUUAAAGUUAUGGCUAUGAUGAACCCAAAUUCUCUCCUCCUUUUUCGUCUUUGUGUUUUUACCCAAUUUCUAAAAGACUGUUAUGCCUGUAGGAAACAUGAAUUCUUGUUUCAGAUUAAUUUGAACUUUUUUCAUUACAAUUUUCAUUUCUAUUUUUCUCUCCAGCGGAAUGAAGAACAGGAUGCCAUUGAACAAGACGUAAACAAAGUUAUUCGGUAUUACCUUCAAGAUCAUCGACGUGUAUUCGUUAAACACAGACACCCCAACGUUUGCAUACCUCAAUAUGUGGAAGGAGUUGGAAGAAUGCGAUUCGCCUUGUUGGAAGUCAACAAGUGGGGAAUCUACCAGUCAUGGAAGAUGCUGACCAUCAAAAAGGCGUGGUAUCGCCUUUUGGAGAAGAAAGAACAACGAGAGAGCGAAGAAAAAGCCAGUGCUUCGACUUCUUCACGAACGGAAAAUAAGGCGCCUAGUAAGAGGACUGAAGAUAGCGAAGAUGACGAUGACGAUGACGAUAAUGAUGACGAUGAUGACGACGACGACGAUGAUGAUGAUGACGACGAUGACGACGAUGAUGACGAUGAUGAUGACGAUGACGACGAUGAUGAUGAUGACGAUGACGACUCAAGGCGCGGCGGUAAAAACAAGAAAGGAAAAUCUAAUAAAGGAAAAAAGGGUAAAAAGUGAGGAAGUAGGGGUAAAAAUUGAGAAAAAUCAACUACCGCAAAAAAAAAAAAAGGAUACGAAAAAAAGGUUGCUAAGAUAUUGCUUGAAAUUAUAGACCAUAAGUAUCCCCCCUUUUUCAGCGAAGUCUUUUGCGCUAGCAAAAAAGUCUUUGCCGGAAAGGAGGGACUGCUCGUGGGUCUACGUUAACUAUCACUUACGUUUGUCGCUGGUGUUGAUCUUCGUUAACCCUUUAACUCCCAUGAGUGACUAAGACAGAAUUUCUCCUUACUAUAUCGAUACAAUAUCAAGCAGACAAGUGACGAGAAUAACGAAAAACAUGAAUUAAGGGAUUAUUAGUUGAUCCAAUACUAAAUUCUCCUAACUAACAUCACAAGAACUAUAUGGCAGACAGUAAGGAGAAUUACUAAUGAGAUCUUGGGAGUUUAAGGGUUAAUUUCCAUUUUUAUCACGGAUUCGCUAGUUCAUAAAGAAGAUACUGUGGUUGUCUCCGAACGAGAGUGCGCUCGGCGAGUUACGGCAGAUUUUGUCUAGUAAAUAUUUUCAUUUGUAUAUGUCACAGAUAGCCACGUUUUCAUUAGCUCUGACGCUUUUCACAAGGCUCUCAAAUAUAUUUCCGGUUGAAAAUAUAUAAUCAAUUUCGCUGGUUUGAUUUGUUUUGCCCAUCGUAGUAUAUGACAUCACGUGCAUUUACAAAGAUCUCCCUUUUUAUAGUAUAAAAUAAAAUUUAUAUGACAUAAUAUAUACUUCUGCAAAGAGCGUGUGUCGCUUAAAACAAAACUUUUCAAUUGCAGUUGCUCACCAGGUGAGCGCGUAUAUGAAUAUGUAUAGAUCUGGUUAGCUGGGCUGGACCUUAGCUAUAGCAGAUUCGUAGUUUCAUAGUAUUAUUUUUGGGUUUCAACACCCGUAGUCGUUCGUAUAGGGAAAAUAAUUGUACCGUAAUUUUGGAUUUUUAGUUAAACAUUGUCGUAUAAACUGAACUUUUAAAGGGGCGAGCGGCAUGCUAACUGUACAUGUGCACGUCAGUAUAAAACGUUCAAGCAAAAGCAGAGAGUCGAUUUAUGACUGCGAUCGGUCUUAUGUCCAUAGGUAAAAUUCUUUAGGAAAGCAUAGUACCUUAGUAACGCAACUACUGAGUGAAAAGUGGCUAAGUUUCUUGGUGUGAACUGAUAUUAAACUAAAGAGAGUGGGAUUGUCAUUGUGACUGUGUGUUCGGUGACUUUCCAGUACUUAUCAUGGUUGUAAUUGUAAGAACUGUGUUAUAUAUAUUUAUUAAAAUUCAGACGCUUUAAAUCAUUAUAUUUUUUGAAAAAAGAAACUGUUCAGUUUAAUGACACUUUAAUAGAUCCAUGGCACGGUCAAUACUGACCCACCCCUCCUGCCCCUAUCGAUAAGUUUUAUCUCGGUUCCGCUGACAUUUCUUUGUUGUGUUCGUCGGCUCUUAUUAUUCAUUUAUUGAGGAUAUUUCAUUCAUUCAACUGUUUCCGAUCGCUUGCUUACAAGCAGCGCACAAACAUUCGAGAGCGUUCUAAAACAAUAUCAGAAGUUCUCCGAAAAAUUAAAGUGACGAUUUUGAGGUCGCUUUGCCGUGCUCGACACGAGUUCAGAAACUACGCCAGAGUGUAAGACUUUUAAUCAUUUACUACGCUCCAAGUGGGAAGACUUAUAAUUCAGCUCGAACUUGGCUCGCACGAGUCGAUUAGCACUCUUCAUUAUGAGAAUAACGCUUUGACAGAUUUAUUGACCUUACGUGCGUCUGUUACUUAAUAGUAUAAACAUUCGUCAGAGAACAUUGUGCGUAUCACAUGGCCUAGUUGACAGCGAAGCCCGACAAUGGUAGAUUCCAAGUUCCUGAUCGUGACCACGCUAUGCUAUGUGGGAAUCUUCGGCGUGAUUUUUAUCGUCUGUUGCUGUGCUUGGACUAGACAUUUAAGAAGAGAAGGGCGUGGAUAUUCGCCGAGGAUUCGAAAUAACUCGAGCAGGAGGGUUCAUCGACCACAACCGCCAGAAUACCCGAUGGCACCUUCUACACCAUUGUACGCUCAUCGAGGUCAUAGAUUUGCGGAAGUUAAUUUUCCAGAUGGAAACACUUACUAUCCAGCCCCACAGCGAACGCAAAACCUCGCUCAAAGAAAUAAUUUAUACCCAAUGGUACGUCAUCAUCCUACUUCAUUUGGAUACCCACAAGCGCAUUUUUUUCCAACUAGCGUGACGACAAAUGUCGAUAUCUCACUUGACGUACACGGAAUGAACUACGGAGAUACUAGCCAGGGUGGUUUGUCAGGCGAUGAAUUCAGCGACGCCACGAGUUCAAGAUUUGACGGCGUUGCUAGUGCCACAGCGGAAAAUGUAGAAACAAAGGAAGGCAAUCAAACCCCUAGAACUAUCUCGCCUUCUCACGCCUCAGAAGAUGAUGGCAAAGAAUCCGAGUAA
Pocillopora meandrina is the source of this 15071-nucleotide messenger RNA. Lineage: Eukaryota; Metazoa; Cnidaria; Anthozoa; Scleractinia; Pocilloporidae. The record is from the annotation of a GenBank genome assembly.